This is a messenger RNA of Ctenocephalides felis (cat flea), 364 nucleotides long. Its product is annotated as protein RUBCNL-like. The record is from RefSeq and is a predicted model, not a curated record. The coding region runs from base 34 to 312 and encodes 92 amino acids. The transcript is spliced from 2 exons. Lineage: Eukaryota; Metazoa; Arthropoda; Insecta; Siphonaptera; Pulicidae.
UCUCACAUUUACAAUGAAACUGAUGUGUGGUCAAUGAAUGAUUUUAUUCAAGUGAAAAAUGGUGACUUGUUAAUACGUUUAAAUGAGCUUGUUAAAAAUAGUGAUAUACAUGUAACUCAAUGUGAGUUGUGUACUGCACGAGGCUUUGUUUGUGAAUUUUGUUGCAAGGAAACUAUUUUUCCUUGGCAGAGUAAUGUAACUAGAUGUGAGAUUUGCGGUUCUUGCUAUCACUCAGUUUGCUGGAAUAAAAUAAUGACUUGUUCAAAAUGUAUACGAAUUGGUAAACGUAAAGCUGAUAAGGCAGCUCCUUGAAUAAAUCUACCAAGUCUAAUAAUAUAUAACAAUAAUAAUAUAUUGUUUAUCA